AUGAACAACAUCAAGGUGUUUUUGAACAGAAUCACUGCAGCUGGAAUUACUAAAACCCUCUCGUUGCCGUUUACAAGCUUGCAGACAUUUCCACAACCUGUCUUCGGCUUGCACCAUUUGACGAAGCUAGACCUAUCGCACAAUCAGCUGAAGGCCAUUCCCAAGGAAAUUUCAGCUUUCACAGAGGUGGUUGACUUGAAGUUAUCAUUUAAUCGGCUCAGGUCAGUUCCGGAAGAAGUUGGCCUGUUGGAACAUUUGCGUACUUUACAUCUGAACAAUAACCAACUGAGAGACCUUCCUGGCUCCAUGGCUGGUUUGGCAAGUCUCUUCGAACUUUGCCUACACAGUAACAAGAUGCGACACAUCCCACUGUGUCUUGGCGCCUUGGAGAAUGUACGAUACCUUUCGAUCGCUGACAACCCAAUUGAAGAUCCUCCACCAGAGAUC
Messenger RNA from Guillardia theta CCMP2712, 447 nucleotides. RefSeq lists its product as hypothetical. The record is from RefSeq and is a predicted model, not a curated record. Gene Ontology annotation, molecular function: protein binding. The transcript has a single exon. The annotation marks the transcript as partial. Lineage: Eukaryota; Cryptophyceae; Pyrenomonadales; Geminigeraceae.